Molecule: messenger RNA, 604 nt
Organism: Cavia porcellus (domestic guinea pig)
Lineage: Eukaryota; Metazoa; Chordata; Mammalia; Rodentia; Caviidae
Gene: Txn
Product: thioredoxin
Exons: 5
Coding region: 138-455 (105 amino acids)
Cellular component (GO): cytosol
Molecular function (GO): protein-disulfide reductase activity
Source: RefSeq, a predicted model, not a curated record
CGCGCACCCGCCGCCUUGCCCCGCCCCAUCACUAUAAAGGGAAGGCGGGCUGCGCGCUGGCUCUGAGCUACGUCCAGCGCCUUCCAUCUGCUUUUCUCCCUUGCUUCCAGUAGCUCGUCAGGCCCUCAGCAGCCAAAAUGGUGCAGCAGAUUGAAAGCAAAGAGGCCUUUCAAGAAGCCUUGAAUGAUGCAGGAGAUAAACUUGUAGUAGUUGAUUUCUCAGCCACAUGGUGUGGGCCUUGCAAAAUGAUCAAGCCUUUCUUUCAUUCCCUGUCUGAAAAAUAUUCCAACGUGGUGUUCCUUGAAGUAGAUGUGGAUGACUGUCAGGAUGUCGCUGCAGAAUGUGAAGUCAAAUGUAUGCCAACCUUCCAGUUUUUUAAAAAGGGUAAAAAGGUGAGUGAGUUUUCUGGCGCUAACAAGGAAAAGCUUGAAGCCACCAUUAAUGAGUUAGUCUAAUUGUGUUUUCUGAAGAAUAGAACCAGCGAUCAGCUGUUUAAAACUUUUAAUUUUUUUUAUUUACAAAAAGUAUGAAGUAUGGAAACUAUAUACCCAACUGCCAUCUGAUUAUAAAUUACAAUAAAAUACUAAUUCUACCCUUUUUAAAA